Molecule: messenger RNA, 2574 nt
Organism: Symbiodinium necroappetens
Lineage: Eukaryota; Dinophyceae; Suessiales; Symbiodiniaceae
Source: the annotation of a GenBank genome assembly
AUGCGAACACUGAUUUUACUGGCUGCUUUCUCCAUCAGCCUCGGUUGCCAGAGUGCAACUCCGACAUCUGACUCUAUUAACAACACAGCCCAGGCGAGCGCGAGUCCUGGUGCAUUGAACCUGACCGAGGCGCAGCUGGCGUUUGUCGAAGGUGCUGAUUUUUCUGAUCGCCUGCAACGUCUGAUGGAGCUUGAGAAGCAGGCGCUGGCUUUAGCUGCCGAUGAGCCGCUCAAACUUGGCAGCCUCGGCUCAGCGAUCCUGGAUAUUUAUGCUGGCAGCCUGACGGGCCACUACGCAAUGCGCCAGUUCUACGACCAUGUCGACUCUGAAGAUGCAAAAGCGGUUCACGAUCAGGCGCUGACGGAACUGAUAGAGGCCCUGAAGAGUGACGCUGACGGCACGCGCAGCAAACCUUACAAAGGACUGACGUUAUUUGACGGCCACACCCUGGCAAGGCUCAACAAUCGUUCUGCUGUUGGGGCGAUUUACCAGAGCAAUGCCAUCAUGGGUUUUGGCUAUCAACUGGUCAGCCGCCCGGAAAACGGACCCCUGCAGCGCGAGUUUUUCGACAUCAGCCCACUCAUGAAGGGCUUACACAAUGCCCAUGAUACCAACACCGACACCCCGUCCAGUCAACCCCAUGCCGCGGGCGAUAAUCCGUGGAUCUUAAUCCGACUGUUGGCUGCGCAGAAUGAUAGCGCUGCCCAGACUGCGAUUGGUCGAUAUCUGGCCUCAGUGCAGAAAUUCGAAGACGCUGCGGGCUGGUUAGAGGUUGCCGCCCGUGCAGAAAAUGUUGUGGCAAACGUUCUGCUCGCCACUAUUUACUGGAGUCAGGCAGAAGACAGCCAAGACCCUGGCAUUAAGAAGGAACUGCGCGAGCGUUCACUGGAAAAUUACCUGCACGCAAUAGCCCUGGGUUCAGCCGAUUCCAUGUAUACCCUUGCCAAUCUGUACAUCAACGACGUGUACGGUGAAGAAAACCGCGCAGCGGCUUUGCCCCUGCUGCGUCGUGCCGCCGAUCUGCAACAUCCCGAAUCACUCCUGUAUCUGGGGCACCUGUACAGUGUCGGUCGCGAAGUCGAGCAGGACCUUAUCCGGGCCGAUCAGUAUUUUGCGCAAGCGGCUGCACUGAACGACGCCCAGGCAAUACUCAGCUACGGGCGGUUCUUAACCAGUGCCAGCGAAGAGCCGCAAACUUUCAGCGCUGCUGCAGACAUACAUGGUUGGCUGGAGAAUCUGGCUGAGGACAAUAAUGCAGAGGCUAUGGUAUUACUGGGCAACCUGCACGCACGUGGCCUGGGCCAGAAAGCAUCCAACCGCCGCGCGGUGAGCUGGUACAAGAAGGCCGUUAAAGCCAACCCGGAAGAUGGUGAUAUCGUUAACGAAGUUGCCUGGACUCUGGCGGUAUCAGAUAUUCAAGGUCUGCAGCGCAGCGCUUUCGCCAAAAAGAUCAUGGACAAUCUCAUGACCAAAAAUGCUGAUGCCGCACAGCGUCCGGAAUAUAUCGACACGUGGGCUGCAGCACAUGCGGCCAACGGAGACUUCGAUGAGGCCAUCCGGCUGCAGAAUAAACCCUUUCUGGACGUGCGGGCACCUGCUGAGUUUGCCAAGGGUCACCUGCCCAACAGCAUAAAUCUACCUAUUCUCAAUGAUGAAGAGCGCCACCAGGUGGGCCUGACAUUCAAACGGGAGGGUCAGGCUGCAGCCACAAAACUUGGUCACAAGCUGGUCAGCGGCGCGGUCAAAGCGGCUCGUAUUGCACAAUGGCAAACUUACAUAGACGAACAACCUGAAGCCUUAGUCAUGUGCUGGCGCGGCGGCCAACGAUCGCAAAUUGCACAGAAUUGGCUGGCCAGCAGCGGCUAUAACAUCCAGCGCAUAUCCGGUGGUUACAAAGCCUGUCGGCAGGCCUGCAUAGAUAUCCUGGAAGACGCUGCACAGGCAAAGAAACCGUGGUUUGUGCUUGCCGGGCGCACCGGCGUGCAGAAAACCGUGCUGCUGAACACCCUGCCCAACAGUAUCGAUCUGGAGGGUCUGGCCAACCAUCGAGGCUCAGCUUUUGGCGCCCAAACCAGCCCGCAACCGAGCCUGCCAAGCUUUGAAAACAACCUGGCGGUACAUUACCUCAGACAUCAGCAGGCUACCCUGGUACUGGAAGACGAGAGCCGCAUGAUCGGCAGAAUCGCCGUACCGGAAAGCUGGCACCUGCGGAUGAAGAAAUCACCUCUGGUCCUGCUCGAAGCCACCCUUGAACAACGCGUUGAACACAUCGUUGCGGAGUAUGUCGACACGCGCCUGUCCCAGGGUGAUGCUGCCACCGAACUGGAAGCACAUUACCGUGGCGCGCUGAAGCGCAUUGCCCGCCGACUGGGCGGUGUUCUAUAUCAGCAGAUUGAUGACAUGAUCCGCCUGGCUUUUGAAAACCAGGCUGAUCACCGACAGUGGGUACGCACCCUGUUGAAAGACUACUAUGACCCCAUGUACGACUAUCAACUUAAAGGCAAAGCCAGCCGGGUGAUCUAUACGGGAACGUUCCCGCAGGUACAGGCUUUCUUAACAGAGAAGAACUGUUAA